CUUCCUUCUAUUUCAUUUGUCGAGGGGUUUCGCGAUGGGUGCAUAUAAAUAUAUGCAGGAGUUGUAUCGCAAGAAGCAGAGCGAUGUGCUCCGAUUCUUGCUUCGUGUCAGAUGUUGGCAAUAUCGUCAAUUAACUAAAAUGCAUCGUGCUCCCAGACCAUCUAGACCCGAUAAAGCACGUCGCUUGGGUUACAAAGCUAAAGAAGGUUUUGUCAUAUUUAGAAUUCGUGUACGAAGAGGUGGCCGUAAACGUCCUGUUCCCAAAGGUGCAACAUAUGGAAAGCCGAAAAGUCAUGGCGUUAAUCAGUUGAAGCCUACUAGAAAGUUACAGUCUGUUGCUGAGGAACGUGUUGGUCGUCGUUGUGGUGGUCUACGAGUUUUAAACAGUUAUUGGGUAGCUCAGGAUUCUUCAUAUAAAUAUUAUGAAGUUAUCCUGAUUGAUCCAGCACAUAAGGCAAUUCGUAAUGAUCCAAAAGUUAACUGGGUAUGUAAUGCAGUACAUAAGCAUCGUGAACUUCGUGGAAAGACAUCAGCGGGCAGAAGUUCGCGAGGUUUAGGUAAAGGACAUCGUUAUUCACAAACUAUCGGUGGUUCGCGUCGUGCAGCGUGGUUAAGAAGAAACUCUUUGUCACUUCGCCGAAAACGAUAAAUUUAUUAAGUAUUUCGAAUAAUGAUCUUCACGUGUAUACGAUACAUCAUUUCAUUGAUAUAUUAGAAAUAUUUGUAUCAAUAUUAUGGUAUAUCUUGUACGAAAUAAAUGUUUCUUUCCUAA
Messenger RNA from Bombus pascuorum, 772 nucleotides. It is a transcript of the gene RpL15, whose product is annotated as large ribosomal subunit protein eL15. Gene Ontology annotation, biological process: cytoplasmic translation. Gene Ontology annotation, cellular component: ribosome; cytosolic large ribosomal subunit. Gene Ontology annotation, molecular function: RNA binding; structural constituent of ribosome. The transcript has 5 exons. NCBI's taxonomy places the organism in Eukaryota, Metazoa, Arthropoda, Insecta, Hymenoptera, Apidae. The record is from RefSeq and is a predicted model, not a curated record. Bases 35 to 649 code for a protein of 204 amino acids.